GUGGAUUAUUUCAUGGCGAAAACGGCACCCACCGCCGCUAAAUUUGAUGCCACUGCUGUACAGAACGGAAAGGCAACAGCACCACUACUCUUUGCAGCGCAUCCGCUGUGUUCCACACCUCAGUUGGAACUUGUUGUCACAGAGGGACCGAGGGAUUCUAUAGAAAAAUGUCAGUGGUUUUACAAGAGCAUGUUUGAUGUUGCAGAGUCUAUUCCUGGUCAACGCAUAGUACAGACAAGAGGAACGUAUGUUUACCUCAAUGCAGGGGGUUAUGUGGGGCGUGUGUGGGCUCUGCGAACUGCUUUUGCUGCGUUUGUGAGCUUGGCAGCAAGGCGCAGUGACUGGACAUGCGACCAAAGCAUCUGGGUGCCCCUGCAAGUCUGGAGU
Trypanosoma theileri is the source of this 387-nucleotide messenger RNA. Its product is annotated as ESAG-like protein. Lineage: Eukaryota; Euglenozoa; Kinetoplastea; Trypanosomatida; Trypanosomatidae. The record is from RefSeq and is a predicted model, not a curated record. The annotation marks the transcript as partial. The transcript has a single exon.